GGCGAGGGCCGCGCGCGCCACCCCGCCCUCCUCGCGUGGCGGCGGCGGCGGCAGAGGCAGGAGCGGAGGUGUUACCGGUACCGGUACCAUGGGGGACGUGCUGGAGGAGCCGUGGUGGGAGACUGCGUCCGGGGCAGGCAGCACUCCAGAUCCUUCAGAUGAUGAAGAUAUUGAGAAAGCAGGUGAUAAGAGGACAGCAAUACAUCAAGAUUCAGAUUCCAAGCCUGCUGUGACAAAGAAAAGAAAGCAGCCUACAGAAUGUUUUCUAAGUCAGCCUGAAGAAAAACAAGAGAGCACUGUAAAGACAAAGAAAAGAAAGAAGAAGAAAAUUUCUGAUAUUUUGGAGAAGUCUGCUCCAAAACCUGGUGUUCCUGAAGAUCUACAGAAUUUGCUUAGUCAGCAUUUUGCUGAAAACCGUUCAGUGAUUGAAAUAGAGGAAUUAAAGCUGUCAGAUUCCUGCUUUUUGCCAGCAAAUGAUCUCACCCACAGCUUUUCUUCCUACCUGAAGGAAAUCUGUCCUAAGUGGGCAAAACUCCGUAAAAACCACAAGGAGAAGAAGUCAGUAGUGAUACUUGUUAUCUGCAGUUCUGCCCUUCGUUCCUUGGAACUCAUCAAGUCAAUGACAGCAUUUAAAGGAGACUGCAGAGUUCUCAAGUUGUUUGCAAAGCACAUAAAGAUAAAAGAACAGAUGAAUAUGUUGGAGAAAGGUGUGUUCCACAUCGGGGUUGGAACUCCUGGGAGAGUAAAAGCACUAGUGGAGCAAGAUGGCCUGUGCUUGAACUCCACAAAAUACAUGAUUCUGGACUGGAACUGGAGAGACCAAAAACUAAGAAGAAUGAUGGAUAUCCCUGAGAUAAAGAAAGAAACGAUUGACCUCCUGGAGAUGUGUAUAAUAAAGCUGUGCAGAGAGGGCUCUGUGAAGUUGGGACUCUUUUAAUAGUUUUACCAUCAAGGAAGUUGUUUGCAGCUGCAUUUUACUGUUAUCCUGUCUGCAUUUGGCAAACAGUUCAUGAGUGAUGGAAUUAAGAAUUUUGACAUUUCAGUACAGAAGGGAUGUGCAUUGCAACAUUUUCUGAGUUUCCUUUUAAUAACAGAGGUUUUGUUUGUAGUUUUACAAUGUUUUUUGCUGCAGGAGCAAUGUGAUACUGAAGUUAGAGGUACACCUCAUUCACCUGCUAGAUUUAAUACUAUGUCACUUUUAACACUUUGAAGAAAGCAAAUGUGGGUGUGUAAGACUUUGCACAAUUCAGUUUUCUGUUACCUUCCUCUGCUGUCCUGAAGGACAUCUGUACUUCUCAUGAGAGUGAUAAUCUAGUUCUUGCCUUUGAAAAUUGUGCUGGGAUUUCAGUUCUGUGUCAAAAAGGUAUUUUUCACCCAUCUGUUCUAGAGCUGGGCAGGUACUAUAUUUUUGCUAUAUAUAUGAGAAAUUAUCUGUAUUUUGUGAUUUUAUUUUAGUUAAGCUGUUGAAACAUGCAAAAACUAUUCUUCUGUAAUUCCAUUUAAAUUAAAAGACAGUGAUCUC
Molecule: messenger RNA, 1522 nt
Organism: Calypte anna (Anna's hummingbird)
Lineage: Eukaryota; Metazoa; Chordata; Aves; Apodiformes; Trochilidae
Gene: CMSS1
Product: cms1 ribosomal small subunit homolog
Exons: 10
Coding region: 89-937 (282 amino acids)
Cellular component (GO): nucleus; 90S preribosome
Source: RefSeq, a predicted model, not a curated record